This is a messenger RNA of Tripterygium wilfordii, 1254 nucleotides long. RefSeq names its product probable 2-oxoglutarate-dependent dioxygenase ANS. The record is from RefSeq and is a predicted model, not a curated record. The transcript has 3 exons. Bases 62 to 1135 code for a protein of 357 amino acids. Lineage: Eukaryota; Viridiplantae; Streptophyta; Magnoliopsida; Celastrales; Celastraceae.
CUUUCUCAUUGUUUUGGCGGAAAUUUCAGUUUCACUCAUCUGCAUCAUUUGUGGAUGCGCCAUGGAAGUGGUAGGUGAUAGAGUACAAACCCUAGCAGACGCCGGUAUAUCACAGGUCCCGACUCAAUACAUCCAACCCCCACAGAACCGACCCAAAUCAAUCACUACCACCUCCGCCGCCGCCAACACCAAUAUACCGUCCAUCGACCUUUUGGGUUUCGAUUUCGAUCGAAGGGACUCGGUCAGGGACGCUAUUGGCCGCGCAUGUGGAGAUUGGGGCGCUUUCCACGUCACCAACCAUGACGUGCCUACACGACUUCUUGACCAGAUGAGAACCAUGGCGUUGUCCUUCUUCAAGGACUGUCCUAUGGAGGACAAGCUCAAGUACGCCUGCGAACCCAAUUCGGCAGCCUCCGAGGGUUACGGCAGCAAGAUGCUUGUUAGUGAAGAGGACGGAAAUGGCGCCGUUUCGGUUCUGGAUUGGAGAGACUACUUUGACCACCAUACCUUGCCGCUCUCCCGCCGCAACCCUUCUCGCUGGUCUCACUUCCCUCCCAAUUACAGGGAAGUUGUGGCGGAGUACAGUGAUGAGAUGAAGGUGCUUGCGCAGAGGCUGUUGGGGCUAAUCUCGGAGAGUUUAGGGCUCUCCACUGGGCGCAUUGAGGAGGCUGUUGGGGAGUUUUAUCAGAAUAUAACUGUCAGCUAUUACCCACCGUGCCCUCAGCCAGAGCUCACUCUUGGUCUGCAGUCUCAUUCUGAUUUCGGUGCCAUUACGCUCUUAAUCCAGGAUGAUGUGGGUGGUCUUCAGGUCCUUAAGGAUGGAGAGUGGGUCACCGUGCAUCCUUUAUUGGAUGCCAUUGUUGUACUUUUAUCUGACCAGGCUGAGAUAAUCACCAAUGGGAAAUAUAAGAGUGCUCAACAUCGGGCCAUAACUAAUUCUAGUAGGGCAAGACUCUCUGUCGCCACGUUUAAUGACCCGGCCAAGGCAGUGAAAAUAUCCCCCGUUUCUGAGCUUAUUGGCAACUCUUCCCCUCCCCGGUACCGUGAAGUCAUAUAUGGAGAGUAUGUAUCAUCCUGGUAUUCUAAGGGCCCAGAAGGAAAACGGAAUAUUGAUGCGCUACUGCUAGAUUGCUAGUCCUUCCUUCAAUCUCUCUGUAAGCAUUCAAUGCGAUAAACACGCAACAAAUCAUCCUCUAUGUUGCAAUGAUGUUCUUGAAGUUGAAUAUAAUAUAAUUCUGUUAUGCAGUCCUUGUU